AGGGAUUCGUCCACCAUGGAGCUGCAGCUGUUGGAACACCGGGUGCGGGUGACCAGCAUUGACAAGGUUGGCCUGUGGUUCUACACACACCCCGCUCGUCAAGUUACUCUUCCUGCGGCACCGGACGAGAUGCAAGUUUUUCAGUUUGACGGAAACUCCAGAAGACUACACAGUGAUGCUGGAUGAAGAGGGGUUUAAAGAGCUUGCAAAGUCAGAUUUCCUACAUGUGGCGGAGAACACCUGGAGAGUCCUAAAUGUGCUGUCCAAUGGAAUACAAACUGGAGGGGUUACAAAGAUUGCAAAGUCUGUCAUUGCUCCCCUGGCUGAGCAUAAUGUGUCUGUGCUGAUGCUCUCCACCUAUCAAACGGACUACAUUCUGGUCCGUGAAGAUGAUUUGCCUGUGGUGUUCCACACACUUCUAGGAGAUAUAAAUAUCUACAAGGAAGAGGAUGGAGACUUGGUCCCAAUUGCGAGUGAAGAAAGCAAUGGUGUAAAGACUAGAAACUCGUGUGAUCUUACAGUGCAUCCUGUGCAAAAGUCCAGAAUAAGUUCUGUGUCCUCACCCUGGAUCGUGACACCCUGCCAUCCAUCUCCACCAUUUCUUAGAUGUCCUUUUCUACUCUCAUAUAUCUUGGCAUGAUUCUCCUGUAAAACUUACACAUGACACAAGAAGUCUUUUCAUUUUUUUUGCCUUCUCCUUGAUAGAUGGAUAUAUAUCCAAUGUUAUGGAUUACAGAGAUCAAAGAAGAAGUAUGUAUGAAUUACUGUAUUAUUUAGGAUGUGUGCUGUAACAUUUUGUACAAAUGGUAGACUUUUUUUUUUUUUUUUUUUCUUUUCAAUAUGCUUCAGUAUA
Staurois parvus is the source of this 853-nucleotide messenger RNA. NCBI's taxonomy places the organism in Eukaryota, Metazoa, Chordata, Amphibia, Anura, Ranidae. The record is from the annotation of a GenBank genome assembly.